This is a messenger RNA of Paramecium tetraurelia, 396 nucleotides long. RefSeq lists its product as uncharacterized. Gene Ontology annotation, cellular component: nucleus. Gene Ontology annotation, molecular function: DNA-binding transcription factor activity, RNA polymerase II-specific; RNA polymerase II cis-regulatory region sequence-specific DNA binding. Gene Ontology annotation, biological process: regulation of DNA-templated transcription. The record is from RefSeq and is a predicted model, not a curated record. NCBI's taxonomy places the organism in Eukaryota, Ciliophora, Oligohymenophorea, Peniculida, Parameciidae. The transcript is spliced from 3 exons.
AUGGAUGAUGAAAUAUUCAUUAAAUAGCCAAUGAAUGAUGAGUAGAACGAUCAAUCAGAAAAAUAGUCCUAAUUUGUAUAAAAUGACGAAUCCCUAGAACAUCUGGUAAACUCUUUAAUCUAAAAUCAACAACCAGGCGAAGAUGAUUAAUUUAAAUAAUAAAUUGCUAAAAGGAGGAUUAAUGAUUAAAGAUUCACAUUCCAAGAGGAUAAGCGAAUCCUAGAAUUAGUGCAAUAGGUCGGUCCUAACUUUAAUAAGAUAGUAAAAUCAUUUCCUGGCAAAACUAUGAAUAUGAUAAAAAAUAGAUAUUAUAAAAAACUGCGCUACAUAAAGGACAACAUUCAAAAUGAUCAAGAAUAUGUAAAGAAAUAAACUAAACACAAAAGAUUAAAUUGA